Molecule: messenger RNA, 1164 nt
Organism: Sitodiplosis mosellana (orange wheat blossom midge)
Lineage: Eukaryota; Metazoa; Arthropoda; Insecta; Diptera; Cecidomyiidae
Gene: Cpr11A
Product: probable cyclin-dependent serine/threonine-protein kinase DDB_G0292550
Exons: 6
Coding region: 110-1099 (329 amino acids)
Cellular component (GO): chitin-based extracellular matrix
Molecular function (GO): structural constituent of chitin-based larval cuticle
Source: RefSeq, a predicted model, not a curated record
UUUGUUCCUGAAUGACUGACUGAUUCGAGUCGCUUUAUUGGCUUUAGUCGUUUUCAUAGUUUUUCAAUUUAGUUUUGUGAAGCAGUUUUCUCUAUUUUAUAUUAAAAUAAUGAAACUUAUCGUUGUUUGUGUUGCAUUCAUCGCAUUGGCUUCGGCUGCCAAAAUUAAGAAGCCAAUUUCGGAGUACUUCACUGACUUUGCCGGCGAAGAAGAUAUUCACUUGAUUACCGGUGAGGAUGAUCGCCCACCAGUCAAUUUCCAAGGAGAUGUCAUGAAAGCAAAGACCACAAAGUUCAAUAUCAAACAAGUACAAGGAGGUGGAAAAUUCAACUACAAUUUCGAAACUGAAAAUGGUAUCAAUGUUGCUCAAAUUGGAAAACUUAAGGAUUCAAAGACUUUCGUUGUCAGUGGAUCAUACACAUAUACUGGUUCCAAUGGUAAACGCUACCGAGUACGUUACACUGCUGAUGAAUUCGGAUAUCACCCCGUAACAGAAUUGGAUGACCAACCUGAAGUCGAAAUCAAACUGAAACCAACAGCAGCACCAGUGCAAAAACUAACAUUCGCUCCAUUCACAUCGUUCUCAAACGGUAACAACUUCAAUAACGGCAACAACCAAAUCCAAAAAGAUGCUGAUGAUGGAUACGUGCCUGAUUUACCAUACAACAAACAACAACAAGGAUUGAACAACCAACAAACGUUUGGCAAUGAUCAAGGUUUCAAUAACGGCCAAAACGGCAACAAUGCAGCUUCAUACGGCUUCAAUUCAGGAAACACAUUUGGUAACACAUUCGGCAGCACUUUCGGUCAAAGUGAAAACGAUGGAUUCAAUGGUUUGAACAACGGAAACGGAUUGAACAAUGGACUUAGCAGCCGAUUCAGCCCAGACACACCAACCUUCGAUAAUGGCUUUAACACAAUCAAUGGAUUUGCUCAAUUCGAUCGCACUGGCAAACAUUUUGAACAAACCGAUCUUGUUUUCAACACAAACUUUGUUUCCGCUCCAUUCCAAAAACAAACAAAGCCAAAUCGUCUUUACUUGCCAGCCGCUCCAACUUAUUUGCCACCAACUCCAACCUUCUUGCCAUCAAUCGCAUAGAUAAUACACUUGAAUAAACAAUGCCAUAUAUACUAUUAGAAUUACACGAUUUUUUUUACACGAUU